Molecule: messenger RNA, 900 nt
Organism: Propithecus coquereli (Coquerel's sifaka)
Lineage: Eukaryota; Metazoa; Chordata; Mammalia; Primates; Indriidae
Gene: ISG20
Product: interferon stimulated exonuclease gene 20kDa
Exons: 3
Coding region: 266-820 (184 amino acids)
Biological process (GO): DNA catabolic process; negative regulation of viral genome replication; defense response to virus
Cellular component (GO): nucleus
Molecular function (GO): exonuclease activity; nucleic acid binding
Source: RefSeq, a predicted model, not a curated record
ACAAGCGGCAGGGCGGCAAAGGGAGGGGCCCUCCUGGUCCCCAGGAGGCAGGGCAGGACCAGGGGCCCUGGGACCUGUGGGCAGGGGAAGCCAGGUGGGCUGGCAAGAGGCCAGCUUCCUCUGCGGCCAGGUGGUGCUGUAGUUAAAGGGCAGGGUGGAGGGCGCAGGAUGGCUGGGAGUGGCCAAGGACAUCUGGAGGCUUGGUUUGCCCAAGUGUGAGGUCUCCCAUGCCCCUCUCUCCAGCAUCUGAGGGUCCCUGAGGAGCAUGGCUGGCAAUCACGAGGCCGUGGCCAUGGACUGUGAGAUGGUGGGGCUGGGGCCCCUCCAGGAGAGCGGCCUGGCUCGUUGCAGCAUCGUGAACUUCUACGGUGAAGUGCUCUACGACAAGUUCAUCCGGCCCGAGGGGGACAUCACGGAUUACAGAACCGCGGUCAGCGGGGUCACCCCUCAGCACAUGGCGGGGGCCACACCAUUCACUGUGGCCAGGCAAGAGAUCCUGCAGCUCCUGAAGGGCAAGCUGGUGGUGGGUCAUGACCUGAAGCAUGACUUCAGGGCGCUAAAAGAGGACAUGAGUGGCUAUGCCAUCUACGACACGUCUACCGACAGGCUGCUGCGGGACGAGGCCAGACUGAACUACUGCAGGCGCGUCUCCCUGAAGUUGCUGAGCAAGCGCCUCCUGCGCAGGAACAUCCAGAACAGCCGGCUGGGACACAGCUCCGUGGAAGACGCGAGGGCGACGAUGGAGCUCUACCGCCUCUCCCAGCGAAUUCGGAUUCGGCAUCAGACCGAGGCGCGAUCCGGCCCCUUCCCCAGGGACUAGCGGUUUCAUCUCUUCAGGACAGCAACUCCUUUGUUUUGGAAAAUGUAUCUUUCAUAGUAAAAAUGCUCUAUAUUUUCUCU